Molecule: messenger RNA, 2935 nt
Organism: Globicephala melas (long-finned pilot whale)
Lineage: Eukaryota; Metazoa; Chordata; Mammalia; Artiodactyla; Delphinidae
Source: RefSeq, a predicted model, not a curated record
AUGCCUGAAUCUUCAGCCCCUGCAGCACUCAGGCCAGGUCACCCAAGUCCAGCCCCAUCUGGCCAGCCCAACACCACCAGUGAAGAGAGCCAGCUCCUGGAGCCAGGGGAGCGACUCCAGGUCCGCCUGAUGAAUGGGAGCAGCCGCUGCAACGGGACGGCGGAGGUCUGGUUCCGGCAGUCCUGGGAGCCCGCGUGCGGGGCACUCUGGGACCUCCGCGCCUCCGAGGCUGUGUGCCGCUCGCUGGGCUGCGGCCGGGCGGAGCCGCUGGAACAGCCCGUCCCGCCGACUCCGGCGCUGCCGACUGGUGCAGCCGCGGGAAACGCCAGCUGGGCCCCGAAUACCACGUGGGCCCUAGCGCCCACCGUCCAGUGCAGCGGCCCCGAAUGGCAGCUCUGCAAGGUGGUGGAGCACGCGUGCAGCAGCGACGAGAGGCCGGUCCAGGUCACCUGUGCAGAAAACCUCGAUUUGAAAUUGGUGGGUGGUGGCAGCCCGUGCGAGGGCCGCGUGGAGAUGCUGGAGCACGGACAGUGGGGUUCGGUGUGUGACGACACGUGGGACCUGGACGAUGCCCACGUGGUGUGCCGGCAACUGAGCUGUGGCUGGGCGGUCCAGGCCCUGCCCGGCUUGCACUUUGCGCCUGGCCAAGGACGCAUCCACCGGGACCAAGUGAACUGUUCCGGGUCGGAGACCUACCUGUGGGACUGCCUGGGGCUGCCGGGAAAUGGCUACUGUGGCCACAAGGAGGACGCCGGCGUGGUGUGCUCAGAGCACCAGUCCUGGCGCCUGACCGGGGGCGCUGACCCCUGCGAGGGCCAGGUGGAGGUGUACUUUCGAGGGGUCUGGAACACAGUGUGUGACAGUACGUGGUACGAACCAGAGGCCAACGUGCUCUGCCGGGACUUGGGCUGUGGGACUCUGGCCCGGGUGCCCAAGGGGCUGCCGCACUCCCUGUCGGGCAAGAUGUACUACUCAUGCGAGGGAGGGGAGCCCACGCUCUCCGAGUGCUUCUGGCGGUUCAAUAACUCCAACCUCUGCAGACAAUCACAGGCAGCCAGGGUCCUCUGCUCAGGUGCCCGGAGCCUGCUCAAUCUGUCCACUUCUGAAAUCCCUGCAACUGGUCAGCCGGUCACUGUGGAAUCUUCUGUGACGGUGAAAAUGAAGGACUGGGAAUCUCGAGAGCUAAUGCUUCUCAUCCCUUGCAUCGUUCUGGGAAUUCUCCUUCUUGUCUCACUCAGUUUCAUAGCCAUCAUCCUCUUGAGAAUUAAAGGAAAAUACGCCCUCCCCGCUAUGGUGAAACACCAGCACCUACCCACCACCACCCCAGCGGGGACCACAAGCUAUCAAGAGGUUCCCAUCACCAUCGCCAAAGAAGAAAUUCCCAAGCUGCCCAUCCAGGUCCAGGCUCCGCCCCCUGAAGACUCGAACUCCAGCUCGGACUCAGACUAUGAGCACUAUGACUUCAGCAGCCAGCCUCCCGUGGCCCUGACCACCUUCUACAAUUCCCAGCGGCACCGCUUCACAGAUGAAGAGGUCCGGCAGAACAGGUUCCAGAUGCCCCCCUUGGAGGAAGGCCCAGGACUCGAAGAGGUGCAUGCCUCCCGGGUCCCACCUGCCAACCCUGAACACUGCAUUGCAGACCCCCGCUCCACGGGCCCUCAGCGCCACCCAAGGAGCAAGGGCGGCUCCAGCACAUCUUCAGGGGAGGGGUGCUGUAAUAGCCCUGGCAGCAGGCUGCCUCCGUGGAACUCUCAAGUGUUUUCUUCAGAGAGGAAGCCCCUGCUGGGGCAGCCCCUGAACUUGGAGCUGGCUGGCUCCCAGGCAACUUUUCCAGGGCCUUCGGCCGAUGACAGCUCCAGCACCUCCUCCGGAGAGUGGUACCAGAACUUCCAGCCGCCGCCCCAGCUCCCAUCUGCUGAGCAGUUUGGAUGUCCAGGGUCCCUCACUCCCCAGCCUGACUCCUCCUCCAAUGAAGACUAUGAUGACAUUGGAGCAGCCUAGCCUGGGCCCGGCGCGGCUCCUCCCCCUGCCCUCCCCCCACCCUCCCCCUCAUGCCCCAGGAGCUGAGAGUCCUCCCCUGGAGACGUGAAAGGAACCUCCACACCUAGUAUGGCCCAGCCGCCAUCCAUCAACAGGACCUGCCAGCACAGCCCUCCCCCAGCCCCAAACAGCAGCCCCGAGGAAGAGGUGCUGCCUCUGAAAGGGCCCGAGCUGUCUGCCUCAGGGGUGAACCGGCAGAGUCUAGGCCACUGCUCGGCAGCCCGCGUGGAAGGUUUGAACUGGGAGAUUCCUGAGGCCCCUUCCGACCCUCAUGUGUCUGAGGCUUUGGUUGCCUGAGUCUCUGACAGCUCAGGGCCCAGAGGAGCUCUGCGAGGGGCAGGGAGGCCCCAUGUGCAGGGGCCGUUGGACUGCUGUUGGUCUGACAGGUGGGUGCUAGGGCUGGCUAGGGGGAGCCGCCAGCUGACCCAGGCUAAGCUCAGGUUGGUACCUGCACCCAGCAGGGAGUCCAGCCUUCCUGGGCACAGCCCAGGAUGGGACAGGGAGCUGGAUGGCUACCCCCCCUCGACCACCCGGGGCCGGAGGCCAGCCCUGCCUCUAGAGAGCCUCGGAGCCCACCAGAGACACAGCCCUGAUCUGCAGUGACCAUUCCCGGGCAGCAAUCCUUAUUCUGAGCUUCCAAAGAUUUACAAGGAUGGUCCCAUCCAGCCCCGCCAGAGACCCAGAGUGGGGCUCCGUCCCCGUGGGGCAGAAGCACAGAGAUGUCUUCCAGGAGGGGCCCAGAGGCUGCACUAAGCCCCGAGUCCCCAGCUGUCUGCUUGGAUGGAUGGGCUCCUCCCCGAUGAACACAUAAAUAUCAGUGUCACUCCUAGAGCCAUAAACGUGUCCCAGGCAGCCUCCAGGGAGAGGCCUGAGGGCUCAGGGCCAGCUUCUGGUG